Molecule: messenger RNA, 2137 nt
Organism: Corylus avellana
Lineage: Eukaryota; Viridiplantae; Streptophyta; Magnoliopsida; Fagales; Betulaceae
Product: low affinity inorganic phosphate transporter 1
Biological process (GO): transmembrane transport; phosphate ion transport
Cellular component (GO): membrane
Molecular function (GO): phosphate transmembrane transporter activity
Source: RefSeq, a predicted model, not a curated record
AAGAGAUGUAUCCCUUCUAGGCAAAGGGAUAGCAAAGAAGGAAGACUGUUAAAGCGUUGACUAAAUUGUAUCCUUGGGUAUAUGCCAUUGCUCGCUUCAUUUCUUCAGUCAGAUGCACGCUACUAUAUAUAUAUAUAUAUCCUAUCUCCUCCUUAGCCUCUCCAUUCGAUUCGCAACACAGCAACACCUCUCUCUCUCUCUCUCUCUCUCUCUCUCGUUGAAGGUUCAAAAAGCAGGAAACUGUUGGAGCUGGAACAGUAACAGUGAAAGUAGGAAGAUCUAGCUAGUAGCUAGCCAUGGCGAGAAACCAAUUGUCAGUGCUUAACGCUCUUGAUGUGGCCAAGACUCAAUUGUACCAUUUCACGGCAAUUGUAAUUGCCGGAAUGGGAUUCUUCACAGAUGCAUACGAUCUGUUCUGCAUCUCCCUUGUGACAAAGUUACUCGGCCGAAUUUACUACACAAAACCAAAUGCAGAAAAGCCCGGCACAUUGCCUCCUAAUAUAGCUGAUGCCGUUAACGGUGUGGCGCUUUGUGGUACUUUAGCCGGCCAACUCUUCUUCGGCUGGCUUGGCGACAAAUUGGGCCGCAAGAAGGUGUACGGCAUAACCCUCAUUCUCAUGGUGGUCUGCUCCAUUGGCUCAGGGCUCUCGUUUGGAAAAUCAUCAAACGGCGUCAUAGCCACACUCUGUUUCUUUCGAUUCUGGCUCGGCUUCGGCAUUGGCGGAGAUUACCCUCUUUCCGCUACAAUUAUGUCCGAAUACGCAAACAAAAAGACUCGUGGGGCGUUUAUCGCCGCAGUUUUUGCGAUGCAAGGUUUUGGAAUUUUGGGCGGUGGGAUUGUUGCUUUAAUUGUGUCGAGCGCAUUCAGGAACAAAUACGACCCUCCCGCAUACCAGGAUGAUGCAGCACGCUCCCUGCCAUCCCAAGCUGACUACGUUUGGCGCCUAAUUCUCAUGUUCGGAGCUCUCCCCGCCGCCCUCACAUACUACUGGCGGAUGAAAAUGCCCGAGACUGCCCGUUACACUGCCCUGGUGGCGAAGAACGCAAAACAGGCGGCGGCAGACAUGUCUAAGGUGCUGCAUGUGAAUCUUCAAGUUGAAGAGGAUAAAAUCGAAAGAAUUAAUACUCAAGAUUCGUUUGGGUUAUUCUCCAAAAAAUUUGCGAAACGACACGGGCUUCAUUUGGUUGGAACAACUACCACUUGGUUCUUGUUGGACAUUGCCUUCUACAGCCAAAAUUUGUUCCAGAAGGAUAUCUUCACCGGUAUUGGGUGGAUUCCAGCGGCAAAGACAAUGAGCUCGCUUGAGGAGGUUUUCAAGAUUGCAAGGGCGCAGACACUUAUUGCAUUGUGCAGUACCGUGCCCGGGUAUUGGUUUACGGUGGCUUUUAUUGAUUAUUUGGGGCGGUUUACGAUUCAAUUGAUGGGUUUCUUCUUCAUGACGGUGUUCAUGUUUGCGCUUGCUAUCCCGUACAACCACUGGACUAAAAAGCCCCACAGGGUUAGCUUCGUCGUAAUAUACUCCUUGACCUUUUUCUUCGCAAACUUUGGACCCAACGCCACCACAUUUGUUGUGCCGGCGGAAAUUUUUCCUGCGAGGCUGAGGUCCACGUGUCAUGGAAUAUCAGCCGCAGCGGGGAAGGCUGGAGCUAUAAUUGGGGCGUUUGGAUUCUUGUAUGCUGCCCAAAGCCAAGACAAGAGCAAAGUAGAUGACGGGUACCCGACUGGCAUCGGGAUCAAGAAUUCCCUUCUUGUGCUCGGAGGAAUUAACUUCUUGGGAAUGGUGUUCACCUUCUUGGUCCCAGAAUCAAAGGGAAAAUCGUUGGAGGAAUUGACGGGAGAGGAGGACGAUGAAAGUGGUCAGACUGUUGAGCUACCCGCUGGUAGUAAGACAGUUCCAGUGUGAUUAAUGAUCAUUUGGUCAUUUCUUGUUUCUAUUUAAUUAAAAAUGUUAAGAAUAUUAUGUUAUGUUAUGUGAGGGUUAUUUAUUUUUUUAUGUGUUUUAAGUGUACUAUGUUUAUCUUUUCUUAGUCUAUUAGGUUACUUGCUUAUUACUCAUAUCCUCUUUAUAAAUAGAGGUCUCUGUAUUCAUUAUUAUUAUCAAAAUAUCAAUACAAUAUAACUAGUGUGUUUCAACUU